CGAGAGCCCGCAUCGAGUUACCACCCGUCACGUGACACCGCCAACCUCACGCAUCGGUGCAGCAUCCAUCAAAUAUUUCCAUGGCCCUGCCGUCGGAACUCCGUAAUUUCUAAUACUGUGGCUGUAUUGCGCUGCUCUACUGAGCAAGUAGUCUACCGCCAAAAUGAGUGCGACGAGAUUGGACCGACUCGUAACGUUGCUCGAGACAGGUAGCACGGCAUUGAUUCGAAACACAGCAGCCGAUCAGCUUGCCGAUGUCCAAAAGCAACAGCCCGAUGGACUAAUCAAUCUUCUUGGACGUGUCAUUCCUUAUCUGCGGUCAAAGAGCUGGGAAACACGAGUCGCUGCCGCCAAGGCUAUUGGGGGCAUCGUUGCCAAUGCCGAGAAGUUCGAUCCCAAUGCUGACGACGAGCCUGUCAAGCUCGAAAUCAAGUCAGAAACGAACGGGCAUGUCAAAGUGGAGAAUGGAAAUGGCGACCUUCCCAAGAAAGAAGAGAAUGGCGAGUGUGUGUUUCCACCAACCGACGACAGACUCGAUCUCGCCACACUUGAUGUGUUUACCGUUCUAAAGUUCGGAAAGCAGCUCGCCAGCACCUGUGGAAAGGAGUAUGAAUACCAACUGGCAGGCUUGAGUCCCGCAGAGCGUUUGGCAGCCCUGAAAAAGACGUUGAACAAACGACUCGGCUUAGAAGGCGAAUACAUCGAAGCAAUAGCUCCCCUGAUCGACACAAUGGUCAAGACUCCGACUCCCGCAACCCGAACGCUCUCGAUGCCACGUAUCAACACGAACAUAUCACGAUCGGAUACAAUGACGUCUGCCGCGUCUCCACCAACAACGACACCAAACGGAGACGGGCAAGUUCUUAGCAAGCGGCAACUCAACCGAGAGAAACGAAAGGCGAAGAAAGAGGUGGCUCGGGGAGGUAACAAAGUGCAGAUUGUCGAGUUUGCGCGCAAAGACUCACAGCCAGAUACUGCACAGACGCCCGUGCGCGUGCAGCCUGUUGCCGUAAAGAAAGAGCAUACGGAAAACGGCGAAGAAGAUGACCUCCUCGACGACUACAUGUCAUUAGAUCGCAAAGGGGGUGACGACGACACAAAGUUUGUGAAAGAGUUCCAAGGCGCACCAGUACCGGAGAAAUCAUCAUUCGAGACUGACACGGAAGACCCUGGUGUGGCGUGGCCCUAUGAAUUGAUCUGCGACUACCUCGCUGUUGAGCUAUUCGACCAUGUAUGGGAAGUUCGUCAUGGCGCUGCAAUGGGAAUUCGAGAAAUUCUGCGUGUGCACGGCGCCGGCGCAGGGAGAUUCAAGGGCAAGACACGGACAGAGAACGACAAGCUGAACCAGCAAUGGCUCAACGACUUAGCAUGCCGUAUAUGCUGCGUGUUCAUGCUGGAUCGUUUCGGCGAUUUCACUGGCGACAGCUUCAUCGCGCCUGUCAAAGAGACUGUAGGCCAAGCACUCGGUUCAGUAUUGCAAUACCUCUCGCACGAGAAUGUUGUCGCGAUAUUCAAGCUCUGCAACACUCUCAUCAUGCAGGGCAACACCGACGAGACAUGGCAAUCGCAACAGGGUGGCAUGAUUGGUCUGCGAUAUCUGGUUGCCGUACGGAACGACCUCCUCCUCCAAGACGGCACACUGAUGGAUGGGGUACUCGCCGCCGUCAUCCAUGGAUUGGGUGGUACCAACGACGAUAUUCAAGCAAUCAGUGCAGCGACACUCAUCCCGGCUGCUAAAGAAUUCGUCGAGUUGCGUCCUCAGGCGCUCGCAGGGCUCAUAAGUCAAGUUUGGUCGUGUCUAUCUAGCAUGGAGGACGAUCUCAACGCCAGUACUGGUUUCAUCAUGGAUCUCUUGGCCAAGCUCUGCAGUUUUCCUCAAGUCCUGGAAGCCAUGCAAGCCAAUGCCCGUGAGGAUCCUACUCAGUCAUUCCAUGAGCUGAUCCCCCGCCUCUUUCCGUUCCUGCGGCAUACGAUCACGAGUGUUCGUGGCGCAGUGCUGCGUGCUCUGAUCACAUUUCUCGACAUCCAAAGCGCAGACUCUGAAGGAUGGAUUGACGGCAAAGCUCUGCAGCUGUUCUUCCAGAACAUCCUGCUAGAACGUAACGAGGGGGUCCUAAGGCUCUCACUACAGCUUUGGAACGCCGCAAUCAAAAGUCUUGGGAGUCAAUUGUCCGUCCAUAUGGAGCCUGUACUGGAUGCUAUUGUCCCACUUACACUCACACCUAUCGGUGUUGCGCGCCAUCCCAUCUCCAUGGACAUGUCGCUCCUCAUUCGCCCAUCGGGUCAAGUGAUGGGCCCACCGCCAGAGUCUCAGCCGAGUCGAAGGUCAACACCUCCCAGGUCCGGUGAGCCCACACAGAAGAAGAGGAAGAAGUCCCGACACGGGAAGGAAGAAUUACCGGCAGCCACCAGUGCGUCAACAUCUCACAAUGUUGAUGGACACAUGGUUAGUGGUGACCUUGAGCUCAUCGGCGCCGACGUUAUGAAUCGUUCCAGGAUAUCUGCGGCGCAAGCGCUUGGAAAAGCAAUAGCAGCUUGGCCAGAGGAGACCAGGCAAGCCACGUUCCAGCCCCGACUGGUACCUGCGUUAUCCUCGAGCAGCUCCACGACACAGUUGACAGCGGCGAUGAUCAUUGAGGAGUUUGGGAAGAACGUCACAAGCAAGGAUGCAUUGGCCGGAGCUUUGGCUCAAUCACUUCUCCCGAUCGUGGAUGGCGAACGGCCUUUGGCCUACGAGGAUCUUGUCCCCAAGCUACAGAUUGUGCGGACGCAAUGCACCGCGUUGCUUAACAUCUUCCGCGAUGGUCAUGUGCAGAACAUGCCAACCUUCGCUGUUGUUGUACAGGGUGAUCCUUCUGCCAGCCAGUUUGCUUUCGGUGUUGCAGAUGCGGAGAAGCUACUCAGCGUGCACUACGAGAAGAUGAAGAAAGCGAUGACGCCAGCAGCGCGUAUGGUAGCUCAUGCAAACCUAGAGAUCACGAAGAAAGAAGUGGAAUCGAGCCUCCAGGAAGCCAAGGAUAUCAAGGAAGAGCGGGACGUCCGCAUCAAAGCAGCAGCCGCUGGCGCCUUGAUCUGGCUCAACUCACCUCCCAAGAAGCCAUCGCCAGCAAUCAAGGCUAUGAUGGACAGCGUCAAGAGGGAAGAGAAUGUGGAGCUCCAGAGGCGCUCUGCUGCAGCUGUGGCUGGCUACAUUGUUCACCUUGUGAACGCCAACCGGUCUGGUGUUGUCAACAAGGUGGUCGGCAAUCUCGUCAAGUUCUACUGCAUGGAGACGGCGGAAACCCCGGAGUUCCACGGACAGGCGCACAUUGAGACCGGGAUUCUCACACUCAAGAAAGAUGAGGACAUCCGCGACCACCCCGAUGCCGCCAAGUUUGCUGAGGAGUCAAAGGCCGCCCGAAUUACUAAGCGUGGUGCACGUGAAGGUCUUGAGCAGGUCGUUGAGAAGUUUGGUGCCCAGAUAUUCGAGAAGGUACCCAUCCUGAAGGAUCUGAUCGAACGACCUAUCAAGCAAGCCUUCGCUGGCGCCGAACUCCCAACAGAGAUUUCUGACGAGGACGGCGUUUUUGGACAAGAAGUCGUUGAUGCCUUGUCGACUCUGCGAGCCUUGGUUGGCAAGCUACAUCCCGACGUGCGAGGGUUCGUCAAAGAUCUCCUCCCGCUUAUUGCGAAGGCCCUGCAGAGCAAGCUCUACGUACUUCGAUACGUAGCUGCCAAGUGCUUCGCAACAAUCUGCAGCGUCAUGUCUGUAGAAGGAGUCACGAUGCUGGUGGAGAGCGUCCUACCAACCAUCAGCGACGGUGGCAAUGUCCACGGCCGUCAAGGAGCAAUCGAGUGCAUCUACCACCUCAUUCACGUCAUGGACGACGCCAUUCUCCCUUACGUUAUCUUCCUCAUCACUCCUGUUCUUGGGCGAAUGAGCGACUCAGACAACGAUGUCCGACUUCUAGCGACCACCAGCUUUGCCACACUUGUCAAACUCGUUCCUCUUGAGUCUGGUAUUCCUGAUCCUCCAGGCCUGCCUGAAUCCCUUCUCAAGGGACGUGAUCGCGAACGCAAGUUUGUCGCGCAGAUGCUUGACGCUAAGAAGGUUGAGCCUUUCGAGAUUCCCGUCGGUAUCAAGGCAACACUCCGCUCCUAUCAGCAGGACGGCGUCAACUGGCUUGCUUUCCUCAACCGAUACAAUUUGCACGGAAUUCUCUGCGACGAUAUGGGUCUCGGAAAGACCCUGCAAACCCUCUGCAUGGUAGCAAGUGACCAUCAUCUGCGUGCCGAGGAGUUUGCAAAGUCUGGUGAUCUGAACUACCGACGCCUGCCUUCGCUCAUCGUCUGUCCACCUACGUUGUCCGGUCAUUGGCAACAGGAAAUCCGCCAGUAUGCGCCGUUCCUCUCCUGCGUUGCAUAUGUCGGCUCCCCGUCUAUUCGUGGCCAAUAUCAAUCACAGCUCAACAAUGUGGAUAUCGUUAUCACUUCAUACGAUAUCUGCAGGAAUGAUCUUGACAUCCUCAAGCCUACCAACUGGAACUACGUUGUUCUAGAUGAGGGCCACUUGAUCAAGAACUCCAAGUCGAAAACAAGUCAGGCUGUCAAACAGUUCCAGUCGAAUCACCGUCUCAUCCUAUCCGGUACACCCAUUCAGAACAACGUCCUGGAGCUGUGGUCGUUAUUCGACUUCCUCAUGCCAGGCUUCCUCGGAUCGGAGAAGGUCUUCCAAGAGCGCUUUGCGAAGCCCAUCGCUGCAUCACGUUUUGCGAAAUCGUCGUCCAAAGAGCAGGAGCGCGGCGCUCUAGCUAUCGAGGCUCUUCACAAACAGGUGCUUCCUUUCCUCCUCCGUCGUCUCAAGGAAGAGGUGUUGGACGAUUUGCCACCAAAGAUCCUGCAAAAUUACUACUGCGACCUCUCCGAGCUCCAACGUAACCUCUUUGACGAUUUUACGAAGCGACAAGGCAAGGAGAUCCAAGCAAAGGCUGGUAACGCAGAUCGUGACAGCAAGCAGCACAUCUUCCAGGCUCUCCAGUACAUGAAGAAGCUGUGCAAUUCGCCCGCACUCGUUGUCAAAACCCCUUCCAACCAAGCCUACGAGUCUACGCAACGAUUCCUGAAAAAGAAUAACACCCAGAUUGACGACAUUGUUCAUGCUCCUAAGCUCGGCGCCCUCAAAGAUUUGUUGGUGGAUUGCGGUAUUGGCGCAGCGGACGUCGCGACCGACAAGUCUGCCACCGCCACCGGCGACCUCCCCGAGGCCGUAUCUCAGCACCGUGCUCUCAUCUUUUGCCAAAUGAAAGAAAUGCUUGACAUGGUUCAGCACAACGUCCUCGAGAAACUGCUUCCAAGCGUGCAAUUCAUGCGCAUGGAUGGUAGCGUCGAAGCCUCAAAACGCCAGGACAUUGUCAACAAGUUCAAUCGCGACCCAUCGUACGACGUCUUGCUUCUGACGACAAGCGUUGGUGGACUGGGUCUUAACUUGACAGGUGCAGAUACUGUUAUCUUCGUUGAGCACGACUGGAACCCGCAGAAGGAUAUCCAGGCCAUGGACCGCGCGCAUCGUAUUGGACAGAAGAAGGUUGUGAACGUGUACCGCAUUGUUACGCGCGGUACGCUCGAGGAGAAGAUCCUCAACCUUCAACGCUUCAAAAUCGAUGUAGCGAGUACAGUCGUCAACCAACAGAACGCGGGCUUGGGAUCCAUGCAGACAGAUCAGAUCCUCGAUCUAUUCAACGUCUCCGCGGAUAGCGCGGACCCUGCCGCACUCCCCCCACCACCCUCGAAUGCCAAAGACGACGCUGUGGAUGAAAACGAUGCCGUUGACGCGACGGGUCAGCUCCGCGAGAACGGCAAGAAGGGCUUCCUUGACGAGCUUGGGGAACUAUGGGACGAGCGGCAGUAUGAGGAGGAGUUUGAUCUUGAUGGAUUUUUGGGCAAGAUGAAAACUUAGCGAUACAGUAUAUUCUGGACGCCCUAAGCAGGGUGGAGUUUGAACCUCGUCUUGCGGUUUUCUCGAAAGGGUAGUAAAUGUAGCAUAGCCGGCUUGCUGUGCUCUUGUAUUUGCUCUCCAGGCAGGUGCUUUGGUGUUCUCGGUGUUUGGGGCCACAUCAUGUCGGGGAUUGAUUGACAGGCAGGACAGGACAGGACUGUAGAUGUCCGUGUCGCUGGGUAUUGCUCCCCUUCCUUGUACGGCAGCUUUUGUCAGACUUAGCACGGCGUUGGAUGGCCUUUUUCUAAAUGGGCGUGGUGCGGUGUGUGUAUGUAUGCCUGUAAAGUAGGUCUUUGUAUCCGUCUGUCAGUAGACAAGAGUCCAAUAACAUGUAAAUUCC
This is a messenger RNA of Dothidotthia symphoricarpi CBS 119687, 6314 nucleotides long. RefSeq lists its product as uncharacterized. The record is from RefSeq and is a predicted model, not a curated record. The transcript is spliced from 4 exons. Lineage: Eukaryota; Fungi; Ascomycota; Dothideomycetes; Pleosporales; Dothidotthiaceae. Gene Ontology annotation, molecular function: DNA binding; TBP-class protein binding; ATP binding. The coding region runs from base 164 to 5935 and encodes 1923 amino acids.